GGGGCAGCUUCCGGUGGGGCAGGAACCGGAUCUCGUGUGAGAAGAACCGGGUCGUGGUGAGGAGGAGGCAGGCGGCGGCAGCGUGAGACGAGGCUUGGUACGCGGAUACACAGGACGGGACGAGACAGACGGACGCACACACACGGGGCGCCAUGUCGGACGUGCAGCGCCUGGCGGUGGCUGUGCUGGGCUUCCUGAACGAGCAGCUGCGCGCGGGGACGCUGUCGGAGGACGCCACCGAGAGUCUGGAAGUUGCGACGCAGUGCCUGGAGACGGCGUUUGGGGUGACUGCGGCGGACUCGCACCUCGCCGUGUCGCGACCGCUGCUCGACAUCUUCGUGGAGGCGACGCAAGACGAGCCCGCAUCAAAUCCACCCCUCAGUCAAGAGAAGGCCCUCCCGGACUGCACGGUGUCAGAAGAAGAUAGAACUCGCGCUGACAAAUACAAGAACGAGGGGAACCAGUACAUGCGCGAGGAGCGCUAUUCCGAGGCUGUGGAGUGCUACACACACGCCAUCGAGCUGCACCAGCAGAACGCCGUCUACUUCUGCAACCGGGCGGCCGCCUACAGCAAACUGAGCAACUACGUGGGCGCGGUGCAGGACUGCGAGCGCGCCAUCGUUAUCGACCCCAACUACAGCAAGGCCUACGGGCGCAUGGGGCUCGCGCUCACCUCCCUGGGGAAGCACGAGGAGGCGGUGGAGUUUUACCGUCGAGCCGUUGAGCUCGAUCCGGACAACGAGGGUUACCGAGGCAACCUGGAGCUCGCCGAAAGCAGAGGGAGGGAGGCCACGAGCCCGCAGAAUGCCACGCCGCCCGGAGGCUUCGACCUCGCUGGGAUCCUCAACAACCCGGGAUUCAUGGCCAUGGCGGCCAACAUGAUGCAGAAUCCACAAUUGCAGCAGAUGAUGUCGGGGAUGAUGUCAGGAGGCUUCUCUGGAGGCGUCCCGGGUGUGGGAACCGGUGGCAUCAACGACAUGGCCGGCCUAAUCCAAGCAGGGCAGCAGUUCGCGCAGACGAUGCAGCAGGAGAACCCGGAGCUCAUCGAGCAGCUGAGGAGCCAGAUCCGUAGCCGGCCGGCCAGCGCGAGCCACGACGACCUCCCACCUCCCUACCAGCCCCCGCCCCCGCCCCCACCACAGCCGCCCAGCUCUUGAACGUCUGUGACCUCCCUCUACCCACUACCCUCCCCCCCCCUCCAUGACUACAAGCCCCCCCCCUCCCUCGCCACGCACCAGCCCAAUCAUUGACUCUCCCUGGAUAGUCCCAUCCAGACAAAUUGGCCAAUAAAAAUAAACGAAAUGGCACGUAAAAUGAUUGCUUUUCUUCAGUCUUGGUGAACUGUUGACCUCCUGGCGUGACCCCGCGACUUCUUGAUGCGCCUGCAUUCUGGGGCUGGGGUUGCUGUGUGACAGCGAGUGAUAUGGCUGGUGAAUCACGCGCAAACAAAACAAAAUAACUCUUUGACGACCUUUAAAGUGCCAGGGCCAGGUGGACACUUGCAGGUGAACAUCUGACCUCCAUGGCGAGCUUGUGUGUUGCGUGCUCGAGUGAGUGUGCGUAUGUUGUGUGUGUGUGUACGUUGUGUGUGUGUGUGUACGUUGUGUGUGUGAGUACGUUGUGUGUGUGUGUACGUUGUGUGUGUACGUCGUGUGUGUGUACGUCGUGUGUGUGUGUACGUUGUGUGUGUGUGUACGUUGUGUGUAUGUACUUUGCUUGUGUGUGUGUACGUCGUGUGUGUGCGUCAUGUGUGUCUGGCCAGCUGGGUGUUCAGUCAGUCUUUGCUGGGAAUACCCUAGCUGCUACCGUAGGUGCUGCCGGCAGCUGCCAACGCCGAACCCCAGGCGGCGAUGAACUAAUCGGGCAAACUAGGUAUCUGUGUUGGGUCUGUGGAACCCUUGGUGGGGGAAAUACCAUCAGAAGGUCUCCUCAGAUCGUCCACUGCAUCCAGCAUCAUCUCCAGCCAUCUCGACAUAGUCUUGCCACUGGAUACAGAUGAGUUUGGACGAGAGAGUGAAGUUGAAGCUGCGCAACUCUCCCUCAAAGUGACACCACUUAAUAUUGGCGCUCGGGAUGUGCGCACACUUAUGGACACGGCUGGACCAAACAGACCUGAGAGACGCACAGCUCUUGUAGGCAGAGAAUUUGCCAGAUACAACAUUCACGUUGCCGCCCUGAGUGAGACCCGGCAAGCUGGCAGGGGAGUUGGUGUGGAGAAGGGGAGAGAUGCAUUGCUGGUGUUGGUUUUGCAGCAAAAUCUAACCUGGUCAACCAACUGUCAACCAACUGUCAAGCUUACUCAGCGGUAUCAACGACCGUUUGAUGACCCUGAAGCUCCAUCUACCAGGCAAAAGGCAGGUCACCAUCAUCAGUGCCUAUGCGCCAACCAUGACUAACACGGAUGAGGUAAAAAAACAAGUUUUGCACUGGCCUGGAGACUGCAGUUGCUGCUGUACCCAGCAAAGAGAAACUAAUUCUCGGCGACUUCAUUGCCAGAGUUGGAACUGACCAUCAGUCAUGGAAUGGGAUCAUUAGGGUGCACAUGGUGUUGGCAAAUGCAACAGCAAUGGCCUUUUGCUACUGGGACGCAACAACGGUCAAAACAUUGGCACUCGAUUGACUAUGUCGUCAGGAGGAGAGACAGGCGUGACGUCCAAGUGUCAAAGGCCAUGUGCGGUGCAGAAUGCUGGACAGACCACAGACUCGUUAUCUCCAAGCUCAACAUCCUGAUCAAACCUAGAAGUCCACAAGGCAAAACAAAAUGUUAAGUGACUCAACAUCUCCCAGCUGAAACAGGAGAGCAUCCAGCAGUGCUUUGCUGAAUCCCGAGACCACCGCUUGGAGUCCCUAAGGCCUGACUGAAGAUGCGGAGGCACUCGGCAGCGCUUCAAACAGUCGGUGCUACCACACGCAAACACCAAGACUUAUUCGACUAAAAUUAUACAGAGAUUCAGGCACUCCUUGAUGUGAAACAUUGCCUGAACAAAUCCUACCCGAAUGAUAGCAGCUCAUAGUCCAAGAAAACUGCAUUUCUCAACAUCCACAGAACUGUCCAGCUCUAGCUUAGACCUAUGCAGAAUGCUUGGCUCAAUCAGAAAGUAGAGGAGAUACAAUCAUAUGCCGGCAGCAACAACACAACGCGUUUCUACGAUGCACUCAAGUCAGUUUAUGGCCGACAACCCUCAGGAAUCUCACCUCUCCUGUGUGCAGACGGAACCACACUGCUCACAGAGAAAAGACAAAAUCUUUGGCAGAUGGGCCGAACACUUUAAUUCAGUCCUCAAUCAGCCUUCAUCCAUAAAUAAAGACGCGAUCAAAAGGCUGCCUCAAGUUAAAAUUAACCUGUCACUUGCAUAUCCACCCACUAUAGAGGAAACUAAAAAAGCCAUCAGUCUCCUGUUAUCGGGAAAAGCUCCGGGAGCUGACACCAUAUCAGCGGAAGUCUACAAGGUGGUAGGGCCUCGUUUGGUUGAGAAGCUUACCGGCCUCUUCCAGUCAUUAUGGAGACAAGGAGCUGUCCCUUAGGAGUUAAAGGAUGCGUGGAUUAUCCACCUGUACAAGAGGAAGGGCAAUCGCCAAGCCUGACAACCGCAGAGGUCUAUCCUUGCUGUCCAUUGCAGGAAAAAUCUUUGCAAGAAUCCUGAAUCGUCUUAACAGAACACCAAGACCAAGGCCGGCUGCCUGAGAGCCUGUGUGGCUUAAUAAAAAGCCAUCGAACCACUGACAUAGUGUUUGCAGCCCACUAACUCCAAGAAAAAUGCCAAGAGCAAAACUCUGAUCUAUACCUCACCUUUGUCGACUUGAGAAAGGAUUUCGACACCAUCAGCUGCGAGUGCCUCUGGAAGAUUAUAGUAAAGUUUGUAUGCCCAGACAAAUGUAUCACCAUGAUGCGACAGUUGCGUGAUGGCAUAAAGGCUUAGUGUGUACAAGAUCACCAAGGGUCCUCUGAACAGUUUUUAGUCACAAAUGUAGUGAAGCAAGGCUGUGUUCUAGCACCAGCCCUCUUCAGCAUGAUGUUCACCGCCAUGCUGCUAGAUGCCUUCCCAAAUGAACACACUGGGAUCCGCUUCAUCUACCACUUUGAGAGGGACGCUGUUCAACUUGCGGAGGAUGCAAGCCAAGACAAAGGUGGAGGAGGUGACUUCGCGACCUUUUGUUUGCAGAUGAGUGCGCGCUGGCUGCUGGCUCGCAUGCCGACCUGCAGACCCUCAUGGACCAGUUCUCAGCUGCCUGUGACAACUUCGGCCUCACACUCGGUACAAAGAAGACUGAAGUUGUAGACCAACCUGCCCCCAGUAAUCCUUAUGUGGACCCUACCAUCUGUGAAAGAUCAGAAACUUGUCAGCUGUCGACAAGUUCACCUACAUUGGUAGCGCUCUAUCACGUGCUGUUCACAUCAGGAUUACCAAGGCUAGGUGCAGCCUUCGGCUUUCUGCGAGAUUCAGUGGGGCAAGGAAAGGCAUCAAGUUGGCCACUAAACUGAAGGUUUACAAGGCAGUCAUACUGCCAACUCUUAUGGCUGUGAAACCUGAACAGUAGACCAACGCCACCAUUCCAGGAAACUCGAUCACUUUCACCUCAACUGUGUGAGGAAGCUGCAAAGGAUCAGCGGCAGGAUAGAAUCCCAGACCCUGAAGUCCUCAGAGGUGCUGACAUGCCGAGCAUUCCCACACACCUGAUGAAAACACAGCUCGGAUGGGCCGUCCGUGUGACCAGGAUGCCUGCCACUCCUCUCCCGAAGCAGAUAUUCUUUUGAGAGCUGAAGAAUGGGAAGCGAGCACACGGUGGGCCGAAAGAAACACUUCAAAAACACUGAAGGCCUCCCUCAAGAGCUUUAACAUAGAUCAAAAGUCAUGGGAAAUCCUUGCUAAAAUUCGUCUGACCUGGCGAAAUCUCAUCUGGCAUGGCGCUGAAACCAGCAGAACCAAAAACGCCAUGGUGAGGAGACAACAGGACAAGACCCGUAUCAAGAGACCCGUCCCCCAGCAGCAGGCUGCUACCAACAUAUCAUGUCCAGUGUGCCACGGAGUUUCCCGGGCUCAUGUUGGCCUCUUCAGCCAUCUGCGCUGUCACCGUACCCCAGACUCAUCCCAAUGAAGCAUGUCAUGGUCAUUAACAAUCUUUGAUGGACGAACACGGAAGGAAAGGAAGGUGUAUGUUGUGUGUGUGUGCGUCAUGUUUGUGUGUCGAUGCGUGUGUGUACCUUGUGUGUGUACGUUGUGUGUACGUUGUGUGUACGUUGUGUGUGUGGAGCGAUGAAGCGGCUGUCGUACUGCGCUACGAUCCCAGCAAGUGGACACGCGCACUUUGUACCUUCGGAAAGUGGCAUCCGAGUGGUCUGAGCCUCCCCCCCAAGGUCACCACAGCCUCCUCCCCAAGGUUGCCACCACAUCCUACGCGGAGUCGUCGUUUACUCGCUCUGGGAAGUCCAAGCAGCUCGGCGAACGCUUGGUUCCAACCAGCCUCUCGUGCUGGGCAGGCACAUGGAGGUGCUCGCUAACGCCACAUCCUACGAGACUAAAUGGGGGGAGCUUUUUAUCUGUGUGUAUCUGCCCGUAUCUGCCAUUGUGAUUGCCAGGGGGUCUACGGUCGUGUAUGGACCUAUGUUGGGGUGGCCGGUUCGUGCUACGCUGCACUUAUCCCAGCCACACUGGUUCGAGUCUCGCCACGCACCUCAUCACCGUUACUGCCAAUUGGUGUCCCAAUGCCCUGUCUUGAUGCUGUUUGCGUGGUCAACAAACAGCUGGGAUUUGAGAGACAAACACGCUGCCAAUGUUUUCCCGGCCACCACACCAAGUCCAAAUGGACACUCGCAAACGGCGCUGCCCCUCGGCUCUCGUGGCGAGGCUCCGAGGGAGACCCCCACACUGCGCGUCUGCAACGUUGAGCUGCGGGCGCAGUAUUUGUGUGCAGCGAUCACGAGCCGCCGAGUGAUUUCAGGGCUGGACAUCACGACAACGUCCAUCGCGAGCCGCUACGUGGCGAGCCAUCGGCGUGAACACCAUCACCCCUGCGUCGGUCGUCUUCAGUCGCAUUCAUCCAACGUGAAAAUCACUUCGCUUGUGCGUACGGGGCGAGUCUGGCUGUCGGUCGUAAUGUGCGAGCCAGCGUCUUGCUCUCUCUCGGUGGGCGUCUUGUGUGAGGCGAGCAGAGCCUCGUCCCGCACCUGGAGAGGAGUCGUGAUGUACAGAGACAUGUUUUGUAACUGGUCAGGAGACGACGCAAACCGCAGACGGCUGCGUCCCCCACUGCUCGCGAUGCGGUUGAGGCCGCGAAUGCCACGGUGAUGAUCUUAACGUGGAUGUGCUGGCAUGAAUAAAGGCGCUUUGAAUAUUUAACAAAAUAA
Molecule: messenger RNA, 6346 nt
Organism: Lethenteron reissneri (Far Eastern brook lamprey)
Lineage: Eukaryota; Metazoa; Chordata; Hyperoartia; Petromyzontiformes; Petromyzontidae
Gene: SGTA
Product: small glutamine rich tetratricopeptide repeat co-chaperone alpha
Biological process (GO): post-translational protein targeting to endoplasmic reticulum membrane
Cellular component (GO): TRC complex; membrane
Molecular function (GO): protein binding; molecular adaptor activity
Source: RefSeq, a predicted model, not a curated record